This is a messenger RNA of Geodia barretti, 2493 nucleotides long. The record is from the annotation of a GenBank genome assembly. Lineage: Eukaryota; Metazoa; Porifera; Demospongiae; Tetractinellida; Geodiidae.
AUGGCUCAAGAUAAACACGUUUACUUCUUUGGCGGCGAUCAAACCGACGGCAGCGCGGAGAUGAGAAGCCUGCUCGGUGGUAAGGGUGCCAACCUCGCCGAAAUGACCAGUUUAGGUAUUCCGGUGCCGCCCGGCUUCACGAUAUCGACGGAGGUUGGUAAGCUAUACCAUGAAAACAAUAACCAGUAUCCCGAUGGACUAGACGAACAGAUUGAUGAAAAUUUGAGAAAGCUAGAAGCGGCGAUGGAUGCGAGGUUCGAUGACACCGAAAAUCCGCUGCUCGUUUCUGUAAGAUCUGGAGCGGCGGUUUCGAUGCCCGGUAUGAUGGACACCAUCCUCAAUCUCGGCUUGAACGACGAUGCGGUCAAGGGGCUGACUGCAAAAUCUGGGAAUGAACGUUUCGCCUACGACGCCUAUCGCCGAUUUGUGCAGAUGUUCGGGGAUGUCGUGCUUGGUGUCGAACACGAGGCGUUUGAGCAUCUCUUGGAAGCGAAGAAAGCAGCCAAAGGCGUCACGCUUGAUACGGACUUAGAUGCGAACGAUCUGGCAGAGUUGGUUUCUGAGUUCAAGGCACUCGUCAAAGAGCAAACGGGAGCAGAUUUCCCCGAUGAACCGCGUCGGCAACUCGACAUGGCGCGUGACGCGGUCUUUGAAUCGUCAAACAAUGAACGGGCGACCAUCUACCGUCGAUUGAACAACAUCUCUGAAGAACUCGGACGGACGGCGGUCAACGUCCAAGCGAUGGUUUUUGGGAAUAUGGGCGAAACGUCGGGGACCGGAGUCGCGUUCACACGGGAUCCGUCAACCGGCGAGAACUCUUUUUACGGCGAAUUUCUGAUGAAUGCCCAAGGCGAAGAUGUUGUGGCAGGGAUUCGCACGCCACUCCCCAUCGAUGAACUUCAGGGGGUCAUGCCGGCAGCCUAUGAGCAGUUGACGGGGAUUGGGGACACCCUAGAGGCGCAUUACCGCGAUAUGCAGGAUGUCGAGUUCACGAUUCAGGACAGGCAUCUUUAUAUGCUCCAAACCCGUAGCGGCAAACGGACCGCAACCGCUCUGACCCGCAUCCCACCGGAUGAUCUGGAGCAACUCCUCCACCCGAUGAUCGAUCCUGCGGUAGCGGUGGAAUCGAUUGCAAAGGGGCUGCCUGCCUCACCCGGUGCUGCUGUGGGUAAAGUGGUCUUCACAGCGGAUCGUGCCGAAGAACUCGCGGCUGAUGGUGAAAAGGUGAUUCUGGUCCGCACUGAAACAUCUCCAGAGGAUAUCGGCGGAAUGCACGCCGCAGAAGGCAUUUUAACGGCGCGUGGCGGGAUGACCUCACACGCUGCGGUUGUCGCGAGGGGUAUGGGAAAAUGCUGUGUCGCGGGGUGCAGUGAUAUCAUCGUCAAUGAAGCAUCGAAGGAGUUUCAGGCUGGCGGACUUCGGCUGACAGAGGGAGACUACAUCACGCUUAAUGGGUCAACUGGCGAGGUGAUUGAGGGAGCUGUUCAGUUGAUUGACCCUGAACUGAGUGGUGACUUUGGCACGCUCAUGGAGUGGGCGGAUGAGUUCCGUAAACUUGGGGUCCGCACAAACGCAGAUACCCCAAGCGACUCAAGGACCGCGAGAGAGUUCGGCGCGGAGGGGAUCGGUCUCUGCCGUACCGAGCACAUGUUCUUUGAAGGCGAGCGGAUCGAUGCCGUCCGCGAAAUGAUUCUCGCAAAGGAUGAGGUAGGACGCAAGGCAGCGCUCGACAAACUACUUCCGUACCAACGUGAGGAUUUUAUCGGUAUCUUUGAGGCGAUGGACGGCUAUCCUGUCACAAUUCGGACACUCGAUCCACCGCUCCAUGAGUUCCUGCCCCAUACCGAUGAGGAUGUCCAGGAGCUUGCGGAUAAAAUCGGUGUCCCCGCUGAAACGUUGUACCAGCAAAGGGAAGCAUUGCACGAAUUUAACCCGAUGCUGGGCCAUCGUGGAUGUCGUCUCGGUAUCGUCUAUCCGGAAAUCACGGAGAUGCAGGCACGAGCAAUCUUUGAGGCGGCUGUCGAGGUCACCAAACGCGGCGUUAAGGCGAUCCCUGAGAUUAUGAUCCCCCUAGUUGGGCAUGUGCAGGAGCUAGCACUGCAGCGUGAGGUGGUCGUCGAUACCGCAAAGAAGGUGUUUGAGGAGACAGGCACUGAGGUCGAAUACCUUGUCGGGACGAUGAUCGAAUUACCGAGAGCCGCGCUCACCGCGGAUGAAAUCGCGCAGGAGGCGGAUUUUUUCUCCUUCGGGACGAACGAUCUCACACAGACAACCUUCGGGAUGAGCCGCGACGAUGCUGGCAAGUUCCUCGGCGAUUAUGUGGAUGGCGGUAUCCUUGAACAUGACCCGUUCCAGGUGCUGGAUCAGCGUGGCGUUGGUCAGUUGGUACAGAUCGGCACGAACAGAGGGCGCGAAACUCGACCAGAUCUCAAAGUCGGUAUCUGCGGCGAACACGGCGGUGAGCCGAGUUCUGUUAUCUUCUGCCACGAUUCA